Gregarina niphandrodes is the source of this 1350-nucleotide messenger RNA. RefSeq lists its product as hypothetical. The record is from RefSeq and is a predicted model, not a curated record. The transcript has 3 exons. Bases 1 to 1350 code for a protein of 449 amino acids. NCBI's taxonomy places the organism in Eukaryota, Apicomplexa, Conoidasida, Eugregarinorida, Gregarinidae.
AUGACCGUUCCUAUUUUCCGGGUUGGAUAUACCAAACGGGGCCGAGACCUACACCGCAGUGGCCCUGUAAGGUUCCUCCCCCGUUUCUCAGUUGAGAGGAGGCUGGGAUAUUUGGAAUCAUGUCUUGGUACUGUUACAGACAUCGUCUGCACGAACAAGAUAGUUGCGGUAGUCACAGACCUUGGUAUGGCCGAUUUUUGGGAUCGAAUAACCGGUUGCCAUCUUGGCAGCCUUGCGGAUCACAACACGGAAGUUGUGCGGUCAGCAAGUUACAACAGGACGAACGACACCGUUUUUGUGCUCUGGCAUCCUCGUCACUGCGACAAAGGAUUACGAAUCAGAAUCUUCAAUGCCAGCGAUUUAGCUCGAGGAGUUUUGCAGCCAUGCGCGAAUGUCGGAAAGGAGCUUCAAUCUCUGGUUAUUAAGUAUCCUGGUUUUGUGGAAUUCGAAGAAGCUAAUCUUAGGAUAGUGACAUCUACCACGGAUGACUUUAAGUAUAAAUUCUGGGAUAUGUUAAGUUACAAUGAAUUGUUCAGCGAAUCUAACGCUGCAUACCAAGAAAUCCGCUUGUCAAAAGGAAGGGUGUCUUUUUUCGGCCUCCCAACGAGCUCGGAGCUACCUGUUAGGUUAUGUGACAUUACAGACGGGCGACUCAUAGCUGAGAGGAAAGUGCCUUUAUUACCCGACCGGCCUUUAGAAUCAUUAGAACUGUGUGCGGAUAAUCUGUUAGUGAAGCAGCAGGGGACCCCUCUUCAGACUUUCAAUCUACUAUCUGGAGAACACACAGUCACAGAAGGUAGCGAGACAUUUGAUCCUUUAUCUAUGUCGUUUCUGCGGAUGAAACGCCAAAUUCGAAGCUUGAUGAACUCAGCGAGCAACAAGGCCACUCCCAUGGUGUGCGCUGAACAAGACAAGCUGGACCUUUAUUUUUGCACGGGAUGUGAGACACGGAAAUUUUAUUCAAUCACUCUACCCCGUGAAGUUCAAGGCUCACGGUUACAUAUAUCUUCAACGGAGGCGUUGGCAUUUAUGUACGUUGGCCCAUAUGUGAAAGAUAUUUGCCUACAGAGAACUCAAUUUAGCCCCGAAGUGAGUGUCACUACGUUAGAUUGUUUGAGGCCGGCUGCGUCUAAACCUGGAGGCUGGCUGGGACUGUCCAGUAAACGGGUGGCGUGUGCUUUACCACAUAUCGUCGUCAUUGAUUUGAUAGAUGGUGGAAUAGUGGCUCGGUAUCCGUGUCCCAACAUUCAUGCCGUGGACUGCAUGGCUUACGAUGAGUUCACGACUGAGAUUUUAAUAGCGGGUGGAGGCCGUCUGGUCGCACUUUCUUCCGGCGUUGAGUUGCGCUGA